Rhagoletis zephyria (snowberry fruit fly) is the source of this 1387-nucleotide messenger RNA. RefSeq names its product deoxyhypusine hydroxylase nero (gene nero). Gene Ontology annotation, molecular function: deoxyhypusine monooxygenase activity. The record is from RefSeq and is a predicted model, not a curated record. NCBI's taxonomy places the organism in Eukaryota, Metazoa, Arthropoda, Insecta, Diptera, Tephritidae. Gene Ontology annotation, biological process: peptidyl-hypusine biosynthetic process.
AGUGCCGCAUAGACAAAUGUCAUUUAGGUUCUAAAAACAUAAACAUCGUUCAUUGAUAUUUAUUUUUUGUAAUAAAAAUUAAUAUUUCACUAAUAGUUUUAUAUUAAUCGAAGUAAACAUGGUUACCCAGGAACAAAUAAAGUCUAUAGGAGCUGUUUUGAAUAGUAAAGACAGACCACUUAAGGAGCGUUUUCGUGCUUUAUUUACAUUGAAGAAUCUUGGUGGCGCCGAAGCUAUUGAAGAAAUCAGCCGGGGUUUCGCGGAUGACUCAGCAUUGCUAAAGCAUGAAUUGGCCUACUGCCUGGGACAAAUGCAGGACAGGAAAGCUAUAAAUAUCUUGACUAAAGUUCUUGCUGAUACGACGCAGGAGCCAAUGGUUCGCCACGAAGCCGGUGAAGCACUUGGCGCCAUCGGUGUACCUGAUGUCAUACCGAUAUUAGAACAGUACAAAGAGGAUCCUAUAGUGGAAGUUGCAGAGACAUGUUCAAUUGCGCUCGAUCGUGUGCGCUGGAUACAAAGUGGUCAACAAGUAGAUGAUAACAAUCCCUAUGCAUCAGUUGAUCCCUCACCUCCAGCGGCUGGCAUGAAAACAGUGCAUGAAUUGAAAACAAUUUACUUAAAUCCAAAGAAGAGUUUAUUUGAACGUUAUCGCGCUAUGUUCAGUCUUCGUAACCUGCGAACCACUGAAAGUGUUUUAGCCAUUGUCGAGGGCUUAAAAAAUUCCUCGGCGUUAUUUAGACAUGAGGUAGCAUUUGUAUUAGGCCAAAUACAAGAGCCAUGUAGUAUUCCAUACCUUAAAAACAACUUAGAAGAUCAGAACGAGAAUGAAAUGGUACGUCAUGAGUGUGCUGAGGCUUUGGGUGCAAUCGCUACAGAGGAAUGUAUUGCUAUAUUAAACCGUUAUGCGGAGGAUGAUCAACGCGUCGUGAAAGAGAGCUGUGAGAUCGCGUUGGAUAUGUGCGAGUAUGAGAAUAGCCCCGAGUUUCAAUAUGCCGAUGGUUUGAACAAAAUUUGCUCAUAGUUACAAAUGUAUUUGAGACCGUGAGAAGGAUAAAAAAUAUUUAAAUUCUCUUGUUAUGUAUUUUUAAAUAUAUGGCUUAAAUAUGUACCGCACCAUGUUUUACCCAAUGAAUCUAACUUUGAACUAUAAUUGGUUUGAAAUGUACAAUUUUUUUCUAAUAAUUAUCUAAUCGAGUUCUAAUAUGGUUCUAUAUCCUAUUCGACAACUACGUUAGAAUUCUAAUGUAAAAUCAGAACUUGUCUCUAAUGUUGAAGAUUAUGUUUGCUGGGAUUAAGACAGCAAUAUUUUAACAGGUUUUGGCUAUUAUUAUUUGCUUUAUUUAAUGUUUCUUAUAUUUUUAAAAGCCUAGUUCAUUAUAUAACAAAA